Messenger RNA from Sphaeroforma arctica JP610, 294 nucleotides. RefSeq lists its product as hypothetical. The record is from RefSeq and is a predicted model, not a curated record. The transcript has a single exon. The annotation marks the transcript as partial. Lineage: Eukaryota; Ichthyosporea; Ichthyophonida.
AUGCUAGCAACACAGGGCAGCAGUCCCGAGACUCCCACCACAACCACAAUCACACCAACAACCACAGCCCCCGCUAUUAUCACACAUGGGAUAUUAAGCAUCACGCUGGUAAAAGCGCGCGAAAUAAUGGGCAGGCAGGGCAAGAACAAAAGUGAUCCGUUUUGUUUGUUCGAGUUGAGUACGGGAGAACAGAGACACUCUACGAGCCAAAUGAAGACGUCGUAUCCACAGUGGAAUGAGGAGUUUACGUACAAGAUCAAAGCCAGAGAUACGGACAAACCGUUCAGUUUGAAG